AUGACACAACCAACAUCCGCACCCCCACACAUAGAGAUCUCGCUCUCCAUCAUCCCCUCCCGCCACAGUUUUAGUGACCCUUUGCCACCAACCCUCUCCAUGAUCCUGCUCUCCCAUUCAUCCUCACCAAUAACUUUGUUUACUUGGAACACAUCUCUACAUCUUCAAGGUUGCUUAACGAACAACGGCAUCACAAUCACUGACCUGGCAUCCUCAACUCCCGUCCCAACAACAGUACUCAGGAUCCAACGGACCCCUAUCACGAGGGUGAGAGGUUCUAGUGAUGAGGAGUUGUAUUUGACACUUGAGCCAAACGUUCCGCUGGUUUUGAAACGGUCGUUUGGGCGGGGAGGUGUAAACGCCAAACCAGUUGUGAAGCCGCUGCCUAAAUCUAUAGUUCAGCAAGGCUGGGAACUCAAUGACAAAGGCGAGGCUAUAAAGAUCCGCAGGUCAACAAAAGCAACGGGGGUGGAUGGGUUAGAGGCUGGUCAUGUAUAUCGUGUUGGUGUUAAUAUGGAGAAGUUAAAGGGUGUUAAGUGGACGCAUGGGACGAAAGAGGAUGUGCUUGUUGAUGGGUGGGGGAAGGGAGCUCAGGUGCAGGAUUUUGAGUGGGAAGAGGGAGAAGUGGAGUGGAGCGUUAAGGAGGCCGAGGUGGAGGUCGUGGACUGA
Messenger RNA from Aureobasidium melanogenum CBS 110374, 669 nucleotides. RefSeq lists its product as uncharacterized. Lineage: Eukaryota; Fungi; Ascomycota; Dothideomycetes; Dothideales; Saccotheciaceae. The transcript has a single exon. The record is from RefSeq and is a predicted model, not a curated record. Bases 1 to 669 code for a protein of 222 amino acids.